Messenger RNA from Coccomyxa subellipsoidea C-169, 1301 nucleotides. RefSeq lists its product as hypothetical. NCBI's taxonomy places the organism in Eukaryota, Viridiplantae, Chlorophyta, Trebouxiophyceae, Coccomyxaceae. The record is from RefSeq and is a predicted model, not a curated record. The transcript has 5 exons. The coding region runs from base 56 to 847 and encodes 263 amino acids.
CUGCGGGAUCACGCGUACACGCGUCGCCGAGCCCAGAUCAAGCCCAAGCAAGGAUAUGGCCAAGAGGGUGAAGAACACAUCAAUGACUCUGAAGGACUUCUACGACAAAGCCCCAGGACAGGCACCUUUUGAGAACCGUCUGCCGAGCAAGCCUGGAAUGACAAAGAAUGGGAAGCCUGAUGUCCAGGACGCGCUGGCCAAAGAUGCGCGAGAGGAGGACAGCUUUCACUAUGAUGUCAGGCAGCUGGCACCUCCUACCCCUCCUGAGAAGCCCGCACAGGCUGCGCAGCCAGACUCGCCUGGGCAGAGUUGGCGCCCAUCAGCCACAUACGGAGGUGCGAUACCGGUCAGCACAGAGCGGCCGCGUCUGAACUUGAAGCCGCGAUCAAAGCCGCUGCCCGAGGGCUCCGGCAGUCAGCCUGCGGCGGAAGCAGGUGGGCACAGGCCGCGCCUGCAACUGCAGCCUCGCAGCAAGCCGCUGAGCGACCAGCAAGGGCGCAACUCCAGCAUCUUCGGCGCGACUCGGCUGCGUGAGGACAUCUUGAAGGAGGAGACUGAGUGGCAGACCGUGGGCAGCCGCCGCGGCCGUCAGGGAGACAAUUCUCCUGCCGCUGCCACGUACCUCACCGGGGAAAACCCGCUGCUGUCCCAUGCGGUCCAGACAGCUCCGAGGGCGAUGUAUCUAGAGGGGCCCCACACCGCUUACGGAAGCUCCUACUACCAGCAUGGCGCUCAUGGGAGCAUGUAUGGCGCUGGUCCUUCGUUCUGGGCAGAGCCUGAUAGAAACGAAGAUUCAGACUUCCCUGGUCGCCGCGGGCUGCCCACCAGGCAGGAUGACCUGUUCUGAGAGUCUGAGAGGAGCCACCAGAUGACUUGUGCCAAUGAUUGUAUAGUACCGCUUUUGAGGGACCCUGCAAGCUCUGGGGCCUUUGCUGCCCUGCUACUGCCAGCAUAUGAGACUGUUUUUACCAGGACUGUGGACUGCCCGACAGGGCUUAUGGAUGUUAAUGGGAGCUGACACACUUGCAGCAAGCAUCGUUGUUUGAUAAUUGGCAAGAUCAGAAACCUUGUGCCUCACGUUUUGUUUCAUGUUGUGGCGCCGGAGUUACUGUUUGGAGACAGACGUUCAAGAGCAGAUUUUGACACAGCACCCCUAAGGACAUUACAGCUAUAGGUAACACCUGCCAGCUUUUCAAGGAGCCAUCUCAUUGAAAGAAUGUACAUGAGGGUUUCAGUUUUGCACAUCGUCAGAAGUUCUGCUGGCAAGCGCCCCUUGCAAAAUGUAAAUCGUGCACUUGUGC